Acipenser ruthenus (sterlet) is the source of this 924-nucleotide messenger RNA. Its product is annotated as cotranscriptional regulator FAM172A homolog. Gene Ontology annotation, biological process: regulatory ncRNA-mediated heterochromatin formation. NCBI's taxonomy places the organism in Eukaryota, Metazoa, Chordata, Actinopteri, Acipenseriformes, Acipenseridae. The coding region runs from base 1 to 924 and encodes 307 amino acids. The transcript is spliced from 2 exons. The record is from RefSeq and is a predicted model, not a curated record. Gene Ontology annotation, molecular function: siRNA binding. Gene Ontology annotation, cellular component: nucleus.
AUGGAGGGCCAGCUGAGACACAGGGAAACCCAGGAAGCCUUCGUGUUUAACUACCAUAGAGGUGAAUACAAAAGAAACCACCAGCGCUACCAAGCCCUUGGGCAGGUCAUUACAGAGCAUGUUUACAGACUUCUGGAGGGGGAGUGUCACCUGCAGAGGGUCUACAUUCCUCUGGAUGCCAAAGAGAACGAGCCCAAGAGCCUCUUCUUUAUGAGCCCCGGGGCUUUAGACAACCCGAAAGGCCUGGUGGUUCUGAUCCAAGACCAGGGGGUCAUAUGUGCUGGACAGUGGAGCAGAAAGCUGAUAGUUCACAGCGGGCUAAAGCAAGGCAGCCAAAUCCCCUUCAUUAAAAAGGCUUUGGGAGACUCCUGUGGGGUGAUUGUGAUGAACCCCAAUGAUAACUUCCUUGAGGUCAAAGUAAAAGAGGAAUACCGCACUGACCUCCAGAACACAAGUACAAAUUGUCCAAGCCCUAUGGAUCCUGAAGGCAAAGAGUUUUUACGGAUCCCCAAAAGGUGCAGUAGCACUCCGGAAGAGCAUGUGAGGUACAUCUGGGACCAUUUUGUGUCCAAAUGCGAGGCCAGGCGUGUUGUUGUGAUUGCCCAUGGGUAUGGGGGGUUGGUCUUUGUGGACCUCCUGCUUCAACGGCGACAGCAGGUUCAGAGCAAGAUCUUUGCGGCGGCCUUCAUUGACUCUCUUCACAACAUGUGGCACCAGGUGUUGGACAAGAAGACCCAGGAGUGGAUCCAGAGGCACUGCCGCAAUUGGGUGCUCAGCUCCAGGCCCAUUGACCGCCCUGUGACCUUCGUGAAGGUGGACUGUCCUCAGGUGUCUACGGGCACACAGAGUCAUGAGUCUGCCCCCUGGAUCUGCCUACAGUCAGUGUUCAGAUUCUUCACCAGAGCCCUAAAGGCCAAGAACUAG